Messenger RNA from Pelagomonas calceolata, 1281 nucleotides. The record is from the annotation of a GenBank genome assembly. Lineage: Eukaryota; Pelagophyceae; Pelagomonadales; Pelagomonadaceae.
CAGCCCGCAAUUGCUGCCCGCUGCCCCGAAAACGCGACCGAAGGGUCGCUGGGAGCCGCAUCGAUGCGGGGCAGCAUGAUGCGCUGGCUCUGCGUCUCGAUAGCGGCCGCCCAGCAACACCUCGACCCGAAGCUGUUCGACGCCGCCGCGCGCCUCGCGACGAGUAGAGUGGACCACGCCUGCCCGAACACGCCGCGAAGGGGCCGGGACCCUUGUGCUUGCCAGCUCGCGUGUUCCGAUUUACAGUGCGCGAACGCGCGACGACGCUGCGACACGGAAUUUACAUGGUGUUCAGACAUGGACACGAACGCCGCUAAAAGAAUCGAGAAGAAGGUCGCCACGCUCAAGGUGAAGGGCCCGGCCUGGUCCGUUUCUGAGGACGCCUUCGGGCCGUUAUCUGUCUUGCGAGGACGACCGUUCGUCUCGCUCAUAGGAGAGCAGAAGUGCGGCACGACCCUACUAUAUGACGCUCUCGUCAAUUCCCCACAUUUCGUGCGAGCACCGAACGGCCGCAAGGAGCAGCACUUCUUCGAUAGCCACCACGUCAUCGACGCGUGCCGCUCCAGAAGCUACGUGAAUGGCCUUGGUAGGAGAGGUGGAAUUGUAGAUGCGUCGCCGGACUACUUAGCUGAUCCUAUCGCCGCCGUCCACCUGUCGAAAUUCCUACCAGAAGCCCACAUCAUCCUGCUCUGGCGGGACCCCAUCAAACGCGCGCACGCGGCGUGGGACCAGAACCGGCGGGCGGGGAGCGAGGACCGUUCGUUUAAUGAAGCUGUUUCAGGGGAAUUGCCCGUCUUCCGGCGAUGCGUGGUACUGGCGCCCGCCGUCUCGCAAUUUAUUGGUGGGAGUGGGAACUCGUCGUCCGGACAUUCAUUAGUUGAGUACGUGGAGCGAUGCGCCCACUUCAUCGACGGCCAGCCCAAGAACUGCUGGGUCAACAAGAAUUAUAACAUACGACCAGCCUGCAAGCGGUACCUCUACAAGGGGUUAUAUGGGGACCACGCGACCACGUACGCUUCACUCUAUUCACGUGUGGGUGCCGUCCGGGCCGAGGCCCUGUUCGCGGAGACGGCGCGCGUGCUGCAGAACGUGGCGCGCUUCCUCGGCGUCGACGGUGUGAACCCGCCGAGGAAGCAGACGUGCUGGCACGACUGCGGCACGCGGAAGAGCGCCUUCGCCAUCGCCGAGCCGCUGCGAUUGAAACUCGAGGCGCUCUACGCGCCGUCGCAAAGACGCUUCGAGGCGUUGAUAAAUGCGGGCCGCGUGGCGGACCUGUCCUAA